Molecule: messenger RNA, 1587 nt
Organism: Cyprinodon tularosa
Lineage: Eukaryota; Metazoa; Chordata; Actinopteri; Cyprinodontiformes; Cyprinodontidae
Gene: dnajb4
Product: DnaJ heat shock protein family (Hsp40) member B4
Exons: 3
Coding region: 255-1268 (337 amino acids)
Cellular component (GO): cytosol
Molecular function (GO): protein-folding chaperone binding
Source: RefSeq, a predicted model, not a curated record
AUGAGCGUCGUCUCUGCAUGGGAGGGAGCUGUGGUCUAUUUAAAGCGGGUCAUCCAGCCACGGAUGAAAUAGCAGAAGAUCCACAGCCUGGUCUGGAUCUCCAAAGCUCCUCAUCCAGUCCUGAUUUGAUCCAAGCUGCGGCUCCAAGUCUCCUUGCUUUAAACAAGCGGCCCUCUGACAGAACCGGGGCUAUUGAGCUCCUCAUUUUUAUUUUGUACAUUUUAUAUUGAUUAUUGUAUUUUUUCUACACAAAAAUGGGGAGAGACUACUACAAGACGCUGGGGAUCUCCAAAGGAGCAACAGAAGAGGACCUAAAGAAAGCUUACAGAAAACAGGCGCUCAAAUGGCAUCCUGAUAAAAACAAGUCCGCAGCCGCCGAGGAGAAAUUUAAGGAAAUCGCCGAGGCUUAUGAAGUCCUUAGUGAUCCAAAGAAAAGGGAAAUUUAUGAUCAAUACGGAGAAGAAGGUUUGAAAGGAGGAAAUGGACCUGCUCCUGAUGGACAAGGUACCAACUUCACCUACACCUUCCAUGGAGACCCUCAUGCCACUUUUGCCACUUUCUUUGGCGGCUCCAACCCCUUCGAGAUGUUCUUUGGCCGUAAAGCGAAUGGCAGAGAUGACGAGGACAUGGAGGUGGACGGAAACGACCCCUUCGGCUCCUUCACCAGCUUUAACCUGAACGGCUUUCCUCGGGAUGGGCACGGAGGGCAGCAGCGCCGGAAACAGGACCCGCCUAUUAUACAUGAACUGAGAGUCACUCUGGAAGAGGUCUUUCAGGGCUGCACCAAGAAAAUGAAAAUAUCACGCAAAAGGCUAAAUCCAGACGGAAGGACCAUGAGGACGGAGGAUAAGAUUCUCACCAUUGAGAUCAAGAGGGGCUGGAAAGAGGGAACCAAGAUCACGUUCCCGAGGGAGGGAGACGAGUCACCCAACACCAUUCCUGCCGACAUUGUUUUCGUCAUCAAGGACAAACCUCAUCCUCACUUCAGGAGGGAAGGCUCCAACAUUGUGUAUCCAGUUCGUGUGAGUUUAAGACAGUCAUUGUGCGGAUGCUCCGUCACCGUGUCCUCCAUAGACGGGAAGACGUCUCACAUGAAGAUCACAGAUGUCAUCAAGCCUGGGAUGAGAAAAAUCGUAGCUGGGCAAGGCCUCCCCUUACCCAAAAACCCUGAACAGAGAGGAGAUCUGGUGGUAGAGUUUGAUGUGAACUUUCCAGAGACGUUGCCUGGGAACGCCAAGGACGUGCUGAAACGACACUUACCCACAUAGGACAAGAGGACUGGGACUCCACGCCGACGGCCUGAUGACAAUUACUUCAAUCAAGAGACACUUUUCCCGCAAGGACAGUUCUGCACAGAUGGACCCCAACUGAUGAAUGUGUGGUGUCUCUUUUAGAGCUAUUUGGUGUUUUCAUAGAUAUUGUGCAUGCUGCCAAGCUGAUACAAGUGCAAGUGAGAGACUGCUUGAGCUCUGACUGUUAUGUGAAACUACACGCUUGUUAUAAGUGGCCCUUUGGUUGGAAAUAGCUGCCAAAAAUCCCAUUCAUGUCGGGAAAACCGUACUGAACAAAACAUUUAGAUUCUUUUUU